Messenger RNA from Colletotrichum siamense, 828 nucleotides. It is a transcript of the gene galD, whose product is annotated as putative galactose dehydrogenase GalD. The record is from RefSeq and is a predicted model, not a curated record. Lineage: Eukaryota; Fungi; Ascomycota; Sordariomycetes; Glomerellales; Glomerellaceae. Gene Ontology annotation, molecular function: oxidoreductase activity. Bases 1 to 828 code for a protein of 275 amino acids. The transcript has 13 exons.
AUGGCGUUUCACAUCGAGAACAUUUUCAGUGUCAAAGACAAGGUUGUCGUUAUUACUGGCGGAGGUUCUGGCCUUGGAAAAGCACUUGCUGAAGGCUUUGCUCAAAAUGGCGCUAAGGUUUACAUCACUGAAUUCCAGGGGAUGUCGGGACAAAGGAUGGAUGUGCCCAACUGGUGGAACAGAUUGUACAGAGAGAGAAACAUCAAGAUCGAAGUUCUCAUCAACAAUGCUGGUCUCCCAGGAUCGAUCACCUAUCCUGCCUGGGAUCCUAAUGAUGCGGAUGCUGUCCAAGAGGGUCUGUGGAAAAGUCUCGAUGACGAUUCUUUCGCCAGCACAAACAGCGUCAACAUCAGCGGCGUCUACUUCACAACCGUGGGGUUUGUGCCACUUCUGCGCAAAUCUCCAAAUCCGAGUGUAAUUGUCAUUGCAUCCCUGGCAGCAGUCAUGAAUCAACGAGCCAUGGGAACUCUGGCCUAUGCCACUUCCAAGGCUGCGGCCUUGCAUUUGUCUAAGCUCCUCGCUGGCCGCUUUCAUCCAAUGAAAAUACGGGUCAACGCCGUCCUUCCAGGCAUCUUCCCGAGUGAGAUGACCACCACGAACAAGUCAAGCGCUUCUGCUUCUUUGAAUCACUUUGCCACCGCGGCGGCCAAGCGUUCCACAGCUGGACGCGCUGGACUUCCGGAGGAGAUUGUUGGGCCUUGCCUGAUGCUCUCCUCCAAGGCAGGCGGAUACAUGAACGGCGGCUGUAUCAUGGUAGAUGGGGGAAGAGCUAUGGGAGGAUCGAUCAAUGACGGCAUCCGUAUGCCCGAGGAUACGUACUUCUAUUAG